Molecule: messenger RNA, 3372 nt
Organism: Thunnus maccoyii (southern bluefin tuna)
Lineage: Eukaryota; Metazoa; Chordata; Actinopteri; Scombriformes; Scombridae
Gene: gfral
Product: GDNF family receptor alpha like
Exons: 8
Coding region: 60-1133 (357 amino acids)
Biological process (GO): nervous system development
Cellular component (GO): external side of plasma membrane; signaling receptor complex
Molecular function (GO): signaling receptor activity
Source: RefSeq, a predicted model, not a curated record
UUUCCAGCCUCAUCAUUUCACCUACAUCCUCUGACUGUUUGGCUGCUGUGGAUACCUGCAUGUCAGAUUUAUGCAACAGUGAACAGGCAUUUUAUGGCGGGACCUGUGAGGAUGAAAGGUGCCAAAUAGAAGGCUCAGAGGUCUGUAACAUGACCAUCCAGACCAUAUUGGACCAAUUUCCCUCACUGCAAGGCUGUGUGUGUGCCUGGGAGGAGGAGCUUUGUGACACUAUACAAGUGCUGGCCACACAAUGCCACCGAAAGCCAGCAGCUCAGCAGAAGAGGAGCACAGUGAUAGACUGGCAGACGAGCAGUUUAAUUGGCUAUGUGUAUGAUGGUACUGGAUCGUGCUUGGAGCAGAUGCGAGUUUGUGUCAGUGAUGCAGUUUGCAACAAGUAUCUGGCACCUGUUCUCCAGGCAUGCAUGGUAGAGCGGUGUGACCGUGACCGCUGUCAGCAAGCAAUACAGCAGUUCUACGGCAGCAUGCCGGACAGUGUUGCAGAGAUUCUGGUCAUGUGUGACUGCGGGGCUGCAGAUCAAAGCUGCCUGCAUAUGAAAACUUCUCUGCACAGUGGCACAUGUGGAGAGGAUACCUGGAUCUGCCAGGAUACAGUUAGCCUGUGUAUUAAGGACAGGCACUGCAGAGACCUAUUAAAAACUUUCCAAGCCAAAUGCUGGAGCUCUGAGGAAGCACGAUGCAGCAGCAUUGACCUCCAAAAUGAAUGUUUCACACAGAUGGAUCCAGCUCUCAUCCUUGGUGGAGAUUCUGAAUGUAAAAUGGCCUUCUUGGCCACUAUGGGCACAACACUCCAUUAUCCUUGUACUUGCAAAGGAGUGCACAAUGCUGAUCUUCUGACAUGCAGCAUGAUUCAUGAUGUACUUCAUAAUAGAUCACACUUCAUGACACCUUGGAAAAGUAAUGAUAGUCCUUCUAAACCUCCUGAAACCAAUGAAUCAGAGAAAGGUCAAACUUGGAUAACCGAAUAUCUGCUGUAUGCUUUUGCAAUUGUGCUACUUGUUGGAGUCGUUAUAUUAAUGCCUUUGGCUAUUAUCAGUAAAAUAUGGGUGUUGAGAAGAAGAGAUAAAAAAAGAUUUCAUCGUCCUCAGAAAAACAAUUGUGUUGUUAUUCUCUGAUGUUUCUAGUUUUUGAAUCAAAUGCAGCACAGAAACAUUAUUAUGGCAGCAUUGUAAGAUUAGGUGCAUUAUGACAUAAUUUCUUAAAAACAUUCUUUUGUAAUGCUCUCAGUGUUGAGUAACAGAUGAUAAUGUUUCCUCAAUCAGCUUUAUUAAAGGAAAUCAAUUUCAGAGGGUUGAUAAAAAGUUUUAUUUUUACUGUAAUCAAGGCCCUACGUGUGAGAUGAUGUAAUGUUUGACAAGAUAUUUAGUAUAUCAGAGAGUUUUGAUUACAACCAUUUUCUUCUUGAACACUGACAACACCUUUCUCUUUCUAAAGUAAAAGAUCAAUCAUCAGUAUUGAUCAAAUGUCUACAGUUAUUAAUCUCUUCAAGUGUGACUUGAGCUAUCAAUUAUUAUAAGUGAAAAACAACACAUCUGAAACAUUUUAGAUUGCUUUAUGUCAUCUGUUGUCUUUUUGUGAUGAUUUAUUAAUGCUGUUGGCCUCCAUUGUAUCAGUUAAUAAACUUCAUUCUGAACACUUUGAAAUUUCACUUUGAUCAAAAUGUUGUAUUAUUUCAGAUGUGAUAUAACAUACUUACUCCAAGCCACAAAAGUUUAAUCUGGACAAUGUGUCGAUCUUACUCGGAUCUUCAUCAGGUCAAAUGUUCGUAAAGAUAGAAAACACACCCAUAUUUAUACAUCAUGCACAACAAUAGGCUGACAAGCUCUAUGAUGACAGGUGUGGUUAACUAUCCAACCCACCCAGGGCGAUAAACAUCUCAAAGCAAUUAAUAUUUCAAUAAAGUACAUAGAAAAGAGCAGGAAUACAAAGGUCAUCCUUUAAAAGAAAAUACAUCAAAAAUAUCCCAAAUAUCAAAACAUACAUCUUAUAUAUAAACAUUACAUCAGAUUCAUCACCAUGUAUAUCAGAAUCAACAUCACAUAUGUUCAAAAAUAUAUUGUAGUACGCUAGGGAAAAAGGAACCUUAAAUUCUUAUACCGAGAUGAGGUCUUAACACCCUUCUAUAAAAUGUUAACUAGAUCAAAUAACAUUAAGGAAAUUGACACACUUGAUAAAUUUUUUAAAUUUUAACAUUUUCAAAUGUGUGUGUCAGAAACUAGAAAUAUAAAAAUAGAAAGCCAUCAUGAAACUACCAACAGUUUUUUAUACUUUAGAGACUUCAGACCUCUAGAUGUAAGAGUCUGGUUGGCUAAGAGGGUAUUCAAAACGCCUCCUCCUCCAAUGUAUCUGAGAUGGGUGAUUUGGGUUACACUGGUCCUGGGUUUCAAUGCAUCUCCUGUGUUCUGUUAUCCUGGUUUUUAUAGCUCUUUGUGUUUUUCCUACAUAUGCUAAACCACAUAGGCAUUUGAUCGGAUAGAUUACACUUCUUAUGGAACAAGAUAUAGUGCCUCUUACUUUCAUUGUUUUUCCUGUUAUCUGGUGGGUAUAUGUGUCACACUUAUGUGUAAAAUUGCACAGGGUGCAUGAACCACACAGACAAUUCCCUGGGGGAGGAUCAAGAAGAGUUGUAUUUUUAGCAGGAAUAAGAUCAGAUUUUACCAGCAUAUGUCUGAAGUUAGGUGGAUGUUUGUGCACUACUUUGGGUAGAUCUUUGAAUUCAUUUUUAUUUCAUUUUUUCAGAUAGUUUUCUCAAAAUCCUUACCUGAAUAUUUUAAAUAGCAGCUAGGACCAUUAUUUGGUGGAGGUGUUUCUUCUUUGAUAAGGUACCCUUCCUGUGUUACAGUACUGAACCUGUCUCUGGCAGCUUUUAACCAAUUUUCAUUAUAUUUAUAUUCCCUCUUUCUUCGAAGCUGUGAUCUAAUUGAUCUGCUUGUCUGUCAUAGUCAAUUUGUUUAGUGCAGAUUCUCCUGAUACAACUGAACUGACUGAUAGGGAGGCUUUUUUCAGUUGGAGUGGAUGAAAAGAUUGUCCAUGUAAUAAAAAAGAACAUUUGUUUCAUUUCUAUACAGGUCUGUCACCAAUGUCCAAAUGUCCAAUGUCCAAAAAACUGAUUGUUGUACAUCAUGAUUAAUGGCAAAUUUUAAGUGUUCAUGGCAGUGAUUGAGAUAGACAUAAAACUGCAAUAAACUACCAACAGGACCAUCAUAAAUCAUGAAAAUGUCAUCCAAAUAACACUUCCAUAGUUUGAUGUGGUUAUGGAAAGGAUUUUCAGGUUAGAAGACAAUAAGAUAAUUUUCAAAACAGGCCACAUAUAGCCUAAGGGUUAAUAAUUUCAGAUGUGACACAUUGGAUGGA